This is a messenger RNA of Ornithodoros turicata, 2038 nucleotides long. RefSeq names its product CD151 antigen-like. The coding region runs from base 284 to 1054 and encodes 256 amino acids. The record is from RefSeq and is a predicted model, not a curated record. NCBI's taxonomy places the organism in Eukaryota, Metazoa, Arthropoda, Arachnida, Ixodida, Argasidae. Gene Ontology annotation, cellular component: plasma membrane. The transcript is spliced from 8 exons.
GAAGAGAACAGAGGCAGAGAAAACAUUUGCGCCACUCGACCACGGGGUGACGGGGUAACGUAACGUCGAGUCGUAUCCUAAGCGUGCAAAUCCUCCUUGCACCAUUAAUAUAAAGGAGAAGAAACCUGCAACGUUGUGUUCAGCUGAAGGACUACACUACAUAGCUAUGGCAUAGACAAUCGCUGCACCGUCCAUUCACCGGAUUACGCACAUCACAGAGACAAGUUCGCCACCUGUUUUACGGUUGACACGCAGAAGCCCCGAGCAUCUCGAGAGGAGCGAAAUGACGUUUCGGCGUGGCAGCAAGGAUAAUGGCUGCUGCUCGGUUUCUUUCCUCAAGUACAUGCUCUACAUAUUCAACUUCAUCUUCUUCUUGUCUGGCCUUGCAGUGUUAGGAGUGGCAAUAUGGACGAUCGUCAUGAAGCAGCAUCACUUGAGCCUGCUGGCAACGGUCACGUACGCUUCCACAGCCUACAUGCUGCUCCUGGCUGGUAUCAUUGUCAUAUUUGUCACUGUGCUCGGCUGCAUCGCCAUAUGGAGGCUGGACCGGUGCCUCCUUCUCGGGUACACCUUCCUCUUGUUGCUCAUCUUUCUGUUGGAGGCUGUGGCGGGAAUUAUUGCGUACGUCUACGAGGAACAGGUGGAACAAGAGUUAAAGGAGAGCCUGAAUGCAACUUUCACGGAGAAUUACUUCUUCGAUGCAGCGAGGACAAGCGCCAUUGAUGAUUUCCACCAGAGUUUCAAGUGCUGUGGGGCUGUAGGGUUUGAAGACUGGCUGCACAGCAAGUGGCUUAAAGCAAAUCGACAGCUUCGUAAUAAGGUGCCAGACUCCUGUUGCAAGACUGUAUUGCCGCAAUGCGGAGUACAUGACCACCCCUCAAACAUCUACUAUGACGGUUGCGUAAAUGCAUUACAACAGCAGGUGAGGGAGCACCUUGUUAUCAUAGGGGCUGUGGGGCUCGGAAUUUGCCUUGUCCAGGUAUUUGGCAUGAUAUUCUCUUGCUGCCUGUACGUUCGGCUUCGAGAUUACAAACGCCACCCACAGUACUACUGAGUACAACGAUACGUGCAUAAAGGAGAGUGUGCGGGAAAAUGUAGAUAAUGUGAUGUGCGCCGAAAACUCUCAAUGUUAUUUAUUUCUGACAGCCUUUCCUGUACAAACAGGUGUUGUACAGUUGCAUAUCCCAACAGGAGGAACAUGUCUCAACUCUGUGGCUUUUGCUUCUCAGUGUUUCUUGUAUAUCGGCAGAUGACCCCAUAAGUGUACAUAGUACCAAAGCUGGCCAACUUUGGUGGAAAAUAUAGAGUUAUUUGUGUGCAUAUAGAACACAAAGAUAUUGCAAACCUCUUCUUUUGUGCGGCGUAUUAAGAAAGCACAUAUGCACGUAAAACUCCCGCUAAAAAUGACUGGAAUGGCUUGCAUGAUGUAUGAUGCCCGAGACUAGGGAACAUGAAAAGGACAGACACAAAUACGAAUGUUCCCUAGUCUUGGGCAUCAUCUUCACCAGCUCUUCCUAGAUAUUUUUUCAUUCUCUCAUACCUGAAAUGCUCUGGAAGUGUUCAUACAGUACAUUUGCCUGUUUGUUCAGGGCUCUGGCAGAGUGUGCUAUUAACUUAUAAGGCAGGAACCAAAACCACAGUAUUCCCCUUUUUUUGGCAGGAGUGCUUUCAGUCAAAAGAAGUGACAAAACUGCACCAAAAGGGAUGCCUACCUUUCUUUAAACUAUGCCUUCUUAAAUAAGAGAUUUUCUGCGUAUGUCUGAAAGAAGCCCCUUUGAUUUGUUCCUCUCCAUCUUUCAUCCACCAUGGCAAGACCAUUCUGUUGCAAUCCCCAUUCCUACCCAAGGCUAACGAGAAGAGGUUUGCGUCCAUGUCCAACAGACGCGAUAGUUUCAAUUUUAAUUUCACCGGCCUAAGAAUAUGACCCCUGCUCUACCCAGUACAUGAGCGGAUGGCAACCCAAUGCUACCAUGUGGGUUACCAUGCAUUGUUCAUUCUGUAUCUUGGAAUAAAGAGGACUACACCAAGCAAGGUCUAA